Molecule: messenger RNA, 1216 nt
Organism: Heteronotia binoei (common prickly gecko)
Lineage: Eukaryota; Metazoa; Chordata; Lepidosauria; Squamata; Gekkonidae
Gene: DRAM2
Product: DNA damage regulated autophagy modulator 2
Exons: 7
Coding region: 63-830 (255 amino acids)
Biological process (GO): regulation of autophagy; photoreceptor cell maintenance
Cellular component (GO): lysosome
Source: RefSeq, a predicted model, not a curated record
UGAAAAAGGGGAGGCAAAGCUAACUUAAUUUGUAUUCAUUCCUCACAGCCUUAAGAUCUGACAUGUGGUGGUUUCAGCAAGGGCUGAGUAUCUUGCCUUCAGUCCUCGUAGUUUGGACGUCUGCUUCGUUUAUAUUUUCAUAUGUUACUGCAGUCCUCCUUCAUCAUGUUGACCCUUUGAUGCCUUACAUCAGUGACACAGGGACAGUACCUCCUGAAAGUUGUUUAUUUGGGAUAAUGGUAAACAUUUCUGCUCUUCUGGGCACUGCAACCAUUUAUGUCCGAUACAAGCAAGUCUUGUCUUUGAAUCCUGAAGACUCUAUAAUCCUCAAGUUAAAUAAGGCUGGCUUGGUGUUAGGAAUGGUCAGUUGCUUUGGGAUUUGCAUCAUUGCAAACGUCCAGAAAAGCGCUCUGAUUGUGAUACAUGUAAUUGGAGGUCACCUUGCAUUUGGAGUAGGAAUCUUUUACAUCUUGGUUCAGACCAUCCUUUCCUAUAAGUUGCCACAUGGAAGCAAGGUUGUCUUCAGGAUCAGAUUGAUGGUUCUGUUGUGGUGUACAGUAAGCAUAGUGAGUAUGCUUAUUUCUUCAGUCAUUUUACGUAGUUCUCAGUAUGGAGCGGAUGUAAUGUUGAAGAUGCACUGGGACCCCAAUGACAAAGGAUAUGGUCUUCACAUCAUGAACACAGUCUCUGAAUGGUCUUUGGGUUUCUCUUUUACCAGCUUUUUUCUUACUUAUAUCCAUGACUUCCAGAAAAUCACCUUGUAUGUAUUAGUGCUGGAUGGACACAGUGUGAACUACACAAACCCACAGUUCACAACAGAUGAACCAUAGCUACCCAUCUCAGGAAUUUUAUGAGGAACAAAUUACAGGUUAUGUUCUCACUACCAGUAACUCAGGAAUUUUGACAUCUGCCCUAACUGGCAACUAACAAGACCUAACCAAGGGAUGCCUGAAAGUGCCCUUUUCACUAGUCUGGGGACUGUAAAGGUUUUUAGGAUAGGGGCCUUCAAUGCAAGCACUACUAAUGUGACAUGUUACAUAUUUUAUAUGAAAAUACUCUAAUUAAUGAAAAGCUUUUAAUUAACUCACAAAACAGUGCAAUUCUCAAAGUAAUAUUGCCAGUAGCUAGCUGCAGUAUUAAAUUUUUUUAAAAAAUGAAUAAUAAAUGUACUGGUUAGAUUUUUGUAAAACAAAUAAUAAAUGUACUGGUUACAGUU